CAGACCUGAGCUCCUGGCACCAUCCACCAUCUGUGUUACUCCAGCACUCUGAGUCUACCUUCACCAUUCUACCUUCACCCUCCCUGGGGCAGAGAGAUAAGGGCCUCCCAGUGUCCAGGGGCACCGGACCACGUCCAGUGUCCAGGGGCAUGGAGGCCACUGAUGCCCCUGGAGCCCCUGGAGCAGAAAGCCAGCCCUUGGAGCCCAGGGAUGCGACUGGUCUGGCUGCGGACAGGUGUAAUAAUACUGCAGGAGAAGUCCUGGGCAGCGCGCUCGGAAGCCAAGACUGUGGGCAAGAAACUAACGCCAACCUGGUGGUGGGCAAUUGCCACAGCCCGCUGAAUAACAACCUGGGAGAGGCCGAUCAGGAGAUGAGGGUCAGUAAUAGUCAUCUUAAGGGCCCACCCCACCAGCAAAGUAAUAAUGCUAACCUGAGAGGGGGCUGUUAUCACAGUCAGAGUAAUAACAAUCUGGACGAGGCUGGUCAGGGAAUGAUGGAACCUUGUAACAGGCAUGUGAAAGAGCAGUUGCAUCUUCAAGGGAACAACACAAAUACUGAAGAGCGAGGAGGGUAUGUUAGUCGGAGUUAUGACGCCUUACAAGAGGACGAAGGGUACGGGGCUGGAAGUGGGGACCACCAGUGCUGUGGAGAAACUGAGGUAAACGGAAGCCUAUCACAAGUCACAGAAGACAUUGUUCACUUGCAAAAUGGACAGAGUGCAAGAGGUGGGACAGGCGACUGCCUGCUGGAAAGCGAGGAGUGGGAGAAGGCAGUGGUGCAGGACGGAGUGAUGGUGUUGCCGAUUGUGGGUGAAAGCAGCACGGACACAGAGAGUGUGGCCGAAAACAAGGCGCCAGACCUCGACGGAGUGUCACGAGGAGUGGGGGAGAACGGGGACACAGAGCUAGCGGCAGUGGAGACAGUAGAAGGAAUUACCACAGAGUGUGGACUGCCUGUGGUGAACCGUCUGGAGAAGGAAUGCACGAUGGGGGAGACGCUGGAAGAGAAAGAGAGAAGGCAGGAAAUAUCAACGGUUGGCAGGAGAGAGAAAUUUUCAGAGGACGUUUUAACGGAGGCGGUGUUGGAAGACGAAACUGUUCAGAGUGGCAUUCAACGGAGUAGCAGAGAGGGAGAGAACCAAAGCUUGCUGAGUGUUGUGCUGCAGGAGGAUAACCUCACAAACGGACAGGCUGCUGCAGAGCAGGAUGCCAACAAGGACUUGGAAUCGGUUUUGGAAGCAGAGAGCAAUGCCAAGGGGCGGGCGCCGGAGUGUGGGGAAAGUGGAUCGAGCCGCGAGGGGCCGUUACAAACGGCAGCGGGCACCGACGGGGUGCCCGCUUCGCCCUGCGGCGACUGCCCGGUGCACUUUGCCCCCCCUCGGGUACCCCUGGACAUGCUCUCCCCCCUCGGGAACGACAUUCCCCACCCGCUGGCCUUGGAUCUCCCCGGCACACAGCAGGCUGUCGACAUCACGCUGCCCUCACCGCCAGCGGACGGGCGGGGGAAGCAAGCAGUGAAGAGGGUCACCUUCCCCUCAGACGAGGCGAUCGUCUCUGGUGCCGUGGAACCUAGAGACCCCUGGAGACACGCUCAGAACGUGACGGUGGAGGAGAUUAUUGCCGCCUACAGGAAGGCCUGUCAGAAGCUGAACUGCAAGCCGAUUAACAAGCUGCUCAAACAGAUCCAAGAGUUUAAUAAUCUGUCGCAGAGAUUGGACUGCCUGGAUCUAAAGGGGGAGAAAUUGGACUACAAAGGUUCGGAGGCCUUGGAAGAGGUUUUUAAACGGGUCCAGUUCAAGCUGGUGGACUUGGAGGCAACCAGCCUAGACGAAGAUGGUGCGUCGGCAUUAUUUGACAUGAUAGAAUAUUACGAGUCGGCAACCCAGCUGAAUAUCUCCUUCAACAAGCACAUCGGGACGCGGGGCUGGCAGGCUGCGGCCCACAUGAUGAGGAAGACCAGCUGCCUGCAGUACCUGGACGCCAGAAACACGCCGCUGCUCGACCACUCCGCGCCGUUUGUGGCUCGUGCUCUGCGGAUCAGCAGCAGCCUGGUGGUGCUUCACCUGGAAAACGCCAGCUUGUCCGGGCGGCCACUUAUGCUCCUGGCAACCGCCCUGAAGAUGAACAUGACGCUACGGGAGCUGUUUCUGGCCGACAACAAGCUGAAUGGGCUGCAGGACUCCGCACAGCUGGGCAACCUGCUAAAGUUCAACUGUACCAUCCAGCUACUCGAUCUACGCAACAAUCACAUCCUAGACUCGGGCCUGGCGUACAUAUCUGAUGGGUUGAAGGAGCAGAGACAGGGACUCGUCACUUUGGUCCUGUGGAAUAACCAGCUGACCCACAAUGGGAUGACCUACAUGGCAGCUGCCCUGCCUUACACAUUGAGUUUGGAGACGCUGAAUCUUGGUCACAAUUCUAUCGGGAACGAAGGUGUGCAUAAAUUAAAGGAUGGAUUGAUUGCAAACAGGUCGGUGCUACGGCUGGGAUUGGCAUCUACAAAGCUCACCUGUGAAGGUGCCGUGGCCGUGGCGGAGUUCAUCGCCGACAGUCCCCGCCUGCUCCGGCUGGAUCUGCGCGAGAAUGAGAUCAAGACCGGUGGGCUGAUGGCUCUCUCACUGGCUCUCAAAGUCAACCAUUCGCUGCUGAGGCUCGACCUGGACAGGGAGCCCAAGAAGGAAACGGUAAAGAGCUUCAUCGAAACUCAGAAGGCUCUCCUCACUGAGAUACAAAAUGGUUGCAAGAGGAAUUUCAUUCUGGCCAAGGAAAAGGAGGAGAAGGAUCAGAAGAUGCGUCAGUCUGCCUCCAUGCCCGAGAUCACCGUGACUCUGUGCGAGAAAGCGGAGGAGUGCCAGGGAGAUCGGGCCUGCCCGAAGGAGGAGAGGCCGGUGAACGGGAAUGGCCAGGAGGGCGUGACUGGGACUGCCGAGGAGUCGGGUGGCAUUGGUGAGUCUGUGGUGACGUCCUGCACCGUGGAAUGUAACCGGCAUUCGGCAGCGAGAGAGAAGGCGAAGCUUGACUCUGAACAGCACCGGGAUGGUUUGGAGACGGCUGCGGAGAAGGGGAAGGAGACGGAGGUGGAAUGUGGAACCAGCACGGAGUCACCGUCGGCAGGGUCAGAGAGCCCGGCUGAGAUCUCUUCGCCAAACACUGAGGUGCUGGUGUCCAGCCCCGGCAGGGGCCACAAGGUGUUUGUGGUGACCAGAGUGGAAAGCCCACCAGAGGACCCCGACAAACAUGAGCGGCAGUGGCUGCAGGAGGCGUUGCAAAACAAGAAGAAUAGGGCCAUAUCGGACCCCACAGCCGCCGUGACCGUGACUGUUCCAGCCCCCGGCUCUGACAGGAGGCUCCACAACCCGGAUAAGUCGGUAGAAACCGCCGGGCACGACUUUGAGACGGUCUGCGCCAAAGACUGUGAUCACGUGAUGCACGGGGCUGCCUUGCCAAACGGAGUCAAAGCCAACCUGGUGCAGAGACUGCCGGAGGGCGCGGUGUUGGCCGCGGGGAGGGACGGCAAAGCCGUGAGCUGCAACGUCGAGCAAGAGUUUACAACUCCUAAAACCGAAAAGGAAUUGGAGGAGUUAUUGCUGGAAGCGAGUCAGGAGACCUGCCGUGAAACGUCGUGAAAUAUAAGUGUGUCUGCCGGGUCCCGUUGGAUGUACUGACCUUGAUGAUAGAUGCCUGUGUGGCUUUCCUCCCCCCCUCCCCACCCUUCCUCCUCCUCCUCCUCUUCCUCCUCAACGGCAACGGCAACAACAACAACAAAAGAAAAACACUUGCCUCCCUGACCUCUCCUCACUGCCCCUGGGGGUGGGGGGGGGGGGUGGAGGCUUCCUCCUCGCUGUGACUGGAGCUCCCCUUUGCAGGGGAGAAACGGGUCGGGAACAUUGAGUCCGGGAUCUGAACAAACCAGGCAACUCCUGGACCUGUAGAUUUCCUCCGUGAUACUGUAUAUGUAACAGGGCCUGGAUUAACCCAUGAUCCACAACGUUAGAUUUCCCUUCCUUCGCGACUGUCGCCAGAGAUUUUAGUACUAACAGGGUAGGACCAAUAUUGUAGAGACCAGCCUCUCCCUCCCUCCCUCCCUCCCUCAAUACUGACCGCUGGUCUCCAUUGUAAGUGUUUUCAUGGUGAUUUUAUUAGCACUAUCUGUGUGUGUGUGUGUUUGUGAACAGUGGGAAUCGAAACAAAAAACAGUAAAGGGAACUUUCAUCCCACUUACUGUUCCUGUUGUAUCUCACCCUGUGAGUUUUAUUUUUUUUAAUUUCUUUUCCCCCUUUCUUUAGAUUAGAAGUUAUUUAUUUUUGGUCUUGAUCAUUAUGGGCGUUUGGGUUAAUAUGUUUAGGAGUGGCCGGGUGGGGUUUGCGCCUGAAGAGAUAGCCGUUUGGACCGGCUCGGCUUCUCGUGUAGGGUUGAGGUCCCGCCCUGGGCCUGGUAGCGGGCGCGAGAGAUCCCCUCACUUUCCGCGCCACUCGUCGGCCAGCGUCUAGAGAUGAACACUAUUUUAACGAGCUUGGUCAGUGACACUAGUCAUAAUCACUACAAAGCUGACCACUGGAUCUUAGUGGAUGUGAAGGCUAGUUUUGUACAAAUUGGCUGCUACAUUUAUAGAAUUAUAACAAUAAUAGUACAAGCCAGAGGAGAACCAGAGGUUGAGCUCAUGAAGACAUCAGAUACGUGUUCAGUCUUUUUUACUUAUCUUUCCAACCGUUUUAUAAAGGUCGGUCUAUCCAAGCGGCUUUCUGUUUGUUAAUCUUUAAAGGGGGGGGGGGGGGGCAAAGUGGGUCAAACAAAAAGCUUUGGCAAUGAUUCUGGCUAAGGAUGCUAAAAAUGCCUGGCGACCUUUAACAGCACGGAGGGGAAAAAAUGCAUUUUCCACAUUCCUGCAGCACAUCCAAUUUCCACCGAUGCUAUUUUGACAGACUGUUCCAUCAGGUGGUGACAUUUAGGACUAGAAUUGUGCCCUGGGUGUGGAUUGUUCUGUAGUUGUACGGCCGGCUUUGGGAAUUCUCUCCCCCCCCCCCCCCCCCCUUUUUUUGCUUUUAUCCCCUUGGCCCAAGUUGUGCUUAUUUCCAUCGAUACUUCGACCAAACCGCAGAUGGCUCCACGCCUAAACCACAGAAACGUUCCCCAGUCUCUGCAAGUCCAUCGCUUGGAUCAGGCACCGCAACCUCUGUCGCUUUCUAUCCAGUUAUUCGGGGGGAAAUUGAUAUCCAAUCCAUUGGUGUUUGGUGAAUUAAAAUUGAACGUGCUGGCAAACCACAACAUCUGUAGACGAUCAGAUCAAGCCAACUUCUGUAGACGAUCAGAUCAAGCCAACAGCUGCAAACAAAACAAACUCUUGGAUAUUCUAGACUAGACCAACGUCAUCAUUGUACAGUUGUAUAUAAGUCCCAUGCAAAUCAUUUGCUUCCAGCAUUUCUCUGUUUUUAUUUUCAGACUCCAAGCUUUUUUUGCUUUUCAUCUUGAAAGUGUGCGAUUCCCCCCCCCCGAUGCAUCAGGAGGGGAAUGAAGCAUGUGGCUUCAAGCUGAUUAUUUACGCUAUGCCCCAUUGCAUCUGGCCUGGCUGGCGAGCCGACUGUUCUGUUUUUAGCUUGGCUGCUAGGGAGGAGAGGAUGUGUACGCUUUGAUGUUUCCUGAAGCUGGCAGCCUCUGGGAGCUCUAGAGAACCGCAUCUCUCUCCUUCCCCGCUGCCCCCUGGUCGAAUUGCUUUGUGGUACAGGGUUGUAAAACUGAAGCAAUACCUUGACCUUUUAUUCCCUCUAUUGCGCGGAACAAGUGGGGAAAUAUGAAGACCAUUUUAAAAAUAUAUACAUAUAUAAACCAAAAUCGUCUUCCCUGGCUUUUACAAUAGACAAUAGGUGCAGGAGUAGAGGCCAUUCGGCCCUUCGAGCCAGCACCGCCAUUCAAUAUGAUCAUGGCUGCUCAUCCCCAACAUCACGUGUUAAUUUACUCUGCAAGAAUUUAGAGACUCAUUUUUGUUUGGUUUUCCUUUUAAAUAAAUGUCCAUGUGGAAAAGCUGUAAUGGGGGGGGGGGGGGGGGGAAGAAGGGGGGGAAUGGGGGAGCUCCAAACAGUUAUUUUUUUAUCUUGUCUGGGGGCAGGCACAUUGUGCAAAGAGGUGAAGACUGGCCUGUGUGUGGAGUGGGGACAUUAACUCCCAAUUCUACCUCGGUGGUGUUUAUGCUCAUUGCGUUAGGUUCUGUUCCUUCACCAGGACUGCUAAAAAAUGUCGAUAAGGAAAGAUUAAUAAUAAUAAUAAUAAUGUGCAAA
This is a messenger RNA of Amblyraja radiata (thorny skate), 6272 nucleotides long. Its product is annotated as protein phosphatase 1 regulatory subunit 37. Bases 150 to 3626 code for a protein of 1158 amino acids. Gene Ontology annotation, molecular function: protein binding. The record is from RefSeq and is a predicted model, not a curated record. Lineage: Eukaryota; Metazoa; Chordata; Chondrichthyes; Rajiformes; Rajidae. The transcript is spliced from 14 exons.